Messenger RNA from Macrobrachium nipponense, 366 nucleotides. RefSeq lists its product as uncharacterized. The coding region runs from base 1 to 366 and encodes 121 amino acids. The record is from RefSeq and is a predicted model, not a curated record. NCBI's taxonomy places the organism in Eukaryota, Metazoa, Arthropoda, Malacostraca, Decapoda, Palaemonidae. The transcript has a single exon.
AUGAGGGGCAUCCCCCCACCGCCUGCAAGCUCCUCAACCUUCCCCUACACAACCUCCCAAACCCCGGCAUUACAUCCCCAACCCCUCAUCCUUUUCUUGCCUCCAACCUCCUGCUCCCCAACCUCCCCUAAAAUCACCCCUCCCACCCUUAAUGUUAUUCCCACGGCCCCUGAACAUCUUCCCCUGCCCCUAUACAUAUUUCCACGACCCCUAAGUUCAUUCCCCACACCGCCAGUAGUUCCUGUUUUACUAGUGGAAAUGGGAACCCACACCAAAGAAUCGCCCGUUGAAGAAGAAGACAUGCAAACCGAAACUCCGUCAGAAGCUUCUAUUUUUCAUGUCGAAGUAGGUACUCAAACAGAAUAG